Necator americanus (New World hookworm) is the source of this 474-nucleotide messenger RNA. RefSeq lists its product as uncharacterized. Bases 1 to 474 code for a protein of 157 amino acids. The record is from RefSeq and is a predicted model, not a curated record. The transcript has a single exon. NCBI's taxonomy places the organism in Eukaryota, Metazoa, Nematoda, Chromadorea, Rhabditida, Ancylostomatidae.
AUGAUAAGAUGCAAAAAAGAACUUGGCGAAUCCACCAAAUCAAGACAACAAGAUUGUCGACAGCAGCUCCAAAACCAACAAAGACCUCAACACCGAUUAUCUCAACCUCCUGCUCGAGCACAAGCACAUCAACAACACUUCGACAACAGUGAGCUUGACAGCGACCACUACAACAACGACGACAGGGAGCCCGUCCACGGCCACACCAACAACAUCCACAUCGACACCGAACACGUCGACGACCACGCCAAAAACUGCAUCCUACAGUACGUCGAUGACAACACCAACAACUACAACCUCAAGCACUUCAACUACAACUCCUACAACUAUAGCUGUGAGUACAUCGACAGCCACGCCUACAACUACUGCCGUGAGCACAUCAACGACAAGUACUACAACAAAAACCGCGUCGUCAAAAAUCACGUCGACCCCGAAAGCAUCAUCAAUGCUCUGCUGAACGAACAAGCAGUAUAA